Messenger RNA from Anoplophora glabripennis (Asian longhorned beetle), 1656 nucleotides. It is a transcript of the gene Hat1, whose product is annotated as histone acetyltransferase type B catalytic subunit. Gene Ontology annotation, molecular function: histone H4 acetyltransferase activity. The record is from RefSeq and is a predicted model, not a curated record. The coding region runs from base 244 to 1494 and encodes 416 amino acids. The transcript is spliced from 8 exons. Gene Ontology annotation, cellular component: nucleus. Lineage: Eukaryota; Metazoa; Arthropoda; Insecta; Coleoptera; Cerambycidae. Gene Ontology annotation, biological process: subtelomeric heterochromatin formation.
UACUAUCUACCAAUGCUACCUCCAGUAGUAUAUGCUGGAAGAAGUGGAAAGAGUUUAAAUGACGUCAUUAAAUUUCUAACGCACAUGGACAAAAAUUCGUUAAACGAUAAACGCCCUAGAAAUUAUCAAAUACGUUUGAAGUUUGACAAUUAACGAAUGUCAAAACGGAUGCUAAAUUUCGCGCCGUUGUAUAGUAGUGUCGUUUAUAUUAAUGUUUUUUAGCAGCGAAAUUUCAUUUAUAAGAUGGAUGAAAAAAGCUGUUCAAACGGUUUUCACAUCGAUGAGGACGGUGAAAUGAGCUUGUAUAGAAAAGAUGCGACUUCUGUAGUGUUUUUCAAAAUUGUUUAUGGGGAAGACGAUGUGACAUCGAAAUCGGAUGUCUUUAAACCUGUAAUGGCUCAUCAAAUUUUUGGGGACAGUGAGAGUAUUUUUGGUUAUCGUUCAUUGGCCAUGAAUAUCUACUACCUUCAUAAUUCUGCACGCUGCUAUGUUGAUAUACAAAAGUCUAUGGAAAUUAAAAAAUCAGAAAUUUACAAACCAGAUAAUAUAAUGCAUAGCUUAGAACCAUGGCUGCCAAGUGAAUUUACUGCAAACAAAAGUGAAUUCAAAAAGAUGAUAGAAAAUGAAAAGCAUGACCUAAUUUUUGGAAGAGUAUUAGCUGAAUUUAAAGAUGAAAAACAAGGCAAAUUAAUUUCCGAUCAAAACGUACAAGUUAACUAUAAAAUUACUAAAUGUGACAUCACGGAUGAAAAUUUUCAACGUUUCCACAGUAAAUUUGAAACAUUUAUCGUUUGGUACAUAGAUGCCGCUAAUCCUAUUGACUUAACUGAUGACAGAUGGAUGCUAUAUUACGUUUACGAGGAGUUUGAACAUCCAGUCACGAAUGAAAUUUAUCGGUCUGCUGUUGGUUAUUGUUCCGUUUACAAAUUUUAUGCCUAUCCCGAUAAUAUUAGAGCUAGAAUUAGUCAGUUCUUCAUCUUACCUCCACAUCAGAGAAAAGGGAUUGGUUCCAAGUUAUAUCAUACUAUUAUUAACGAUAUUAAGAAAAUGCCAAAGGUGAUAGAUGUAACAGUUGAGGAACCUACACCUCACUUCCAAAAAAUUCGUGACUUCGAAGACUGUACGACGAUUUAUAAAGAACUGAACGGUGCCGGAAUUGAUAUAUGCAGCACCAAUACAAAAAAAAUAUUCGGUUACAUGAAGAAAGAAAAAAUUUGUAAGAGGCAAUGCCAGAGGGUAUAUGAUAUUUUAUGUUGCUACAAAGCCAGCAAACUUAGCCAGGUGGACUAUAAGAAAUCCUUUACCGAUAUUAAAAAUAGGAUUACAGCAGAUAUUGAGAGAGAAACUCGUGGCAGCAAGAGGAUAUGUAAUCUAGAAAGGGCGGGUAUCUUCACAGAACCCACGGAUAGGAAAGUGUUAAUAGAAACGGAGUACAAGAGGUACAUCGAUGAUAUAAAGCCUUCCAUAAAAAACCUCCAAAAGAACUUUGGUUAGUAGAAUAACUUUAUUUUUAGUUUUAUUUCAUUUAGAGUAUUGUUUUUUUUGUAAUGUUAAAUAUUUGAUAUGCAUCGAUAUUCUUACCUCUUCUUUUACUUUUAAGUUUAAACUAGUAUUGUAUCAUUUGUUCGUUAUGCAAAGCAAUAAAUUUUCAAAAUC